AGCGAGCGGUCUUAGUUUGAACAAAAUGGCUGCAAGAACGCUGUCAACGAGAGCUCACUGAACGCAUUAUGACUGUCCACUCCUACAUUUGGAUUUUUCGAGAAUGUAUUUUCUUGGAUUCGUUUUUCAAUUUGCAUUCGUAGUAGCAAGGUCGUCGGUCAGAUGUUGUUGCUAGCCUGCUAGCUCCUCAGCUAGCGGCCUAAACACAAAUAAUUUCAUUUUGCACUUUAACCCAAGUUUCCUAGCUAGCUGGCCAUUUUCGUCGACAAUUUACUGAAAUCUGCCUAUUUUAUUUCAUUUGCAAAUUACUCCUUACAACAGUCGAUGACUAAUGCCAACUAGCGAACGUUAACGUCAACUCCGCUACUUUUUGAGUCGGAAUUGUUUCUCUUGCUUUUUCGUUUUGCUGCUUUUUUUCUAUAUCGUGAUUACUUACGUUUAGCAUGUUUUUUUGUUGCGACAAUUUUACUUUUAGUGCAUCGUUGCGCUAAAAUACAAAUUUCUUACUGUGUGUAUUUCAAGUAUCGAUCUCUGUAUUUGUUGUUAUUAAACUGCUCAAACAACUAUCCUGUCAGUCAGUAAGCCCCUGCAGCAGGAGAGCUGCACUUGGCUAAUGCUAGCUGGAUAACUGCGAAGACUGAAUCCUGAUUUGUAAUUUACGGGUAUUUUUCGGAAAAGGCACAGCAGAAUGCUUUUCUGCAUCGUUCUCUUUCAUGCACAAACUCUGUAUUCAAAGCUGCCAAAGCUCAACGUGUGAUUACGCAAGCUGAGAGAAGCGAACAACACGAGAAGAGAACCAUUUGAUGGAAGAAAAUAAAAAGCAAGAAAAGACGUCGGAAGCUGCUCAGAAACAGGCUGCUGACACGAAAACCAAAGUGCCAGAGCCAGCGAAGCCCAGCCCCGGUCCCCUCCACCACCCCACCUCCAGUGUGACCCUGCCCCAGGCCUCACAUCCCCCCUCCUCCUCCUCUUCAGUCAGAACCAAUGGGAAGCGUGCCCCCCCUAGCACCCAGCAAACACCACAGCAGCUGACCCCACCUCCGCUGCUGUCGUCGUCCUCAGGCCCCCGCUACCCGCCCCGUGAGGUUCCCCCGCGUUUCCGCCAGCAGGAGCACAAGCAGCUACUUAAGAGGGGCCAGCCACUGCCAGCCGGAGCCCUGAGUAGCCUCACCGUGACCCCUGCCUCUAACCCGCUCACCCCCGGUGCCCCCUCUUCUUCUUCCUCCUCCGCAGGCAAGCGCCACACAGACCUGCCCUUCCAGAGUGGUCCUGGUGCCCAGCAUGAGAAUCCCCACUGGGGAGCCUUACCACCAGCCACCGACCGCAGCAGCACCACCACCAGUAGUAGCUGGGAUCAAGUGAUCGACGGGAGCGACACCGAGGCCUGGCCCUCCAUCAGCCGCAGCAGCGUCAGCCGACCAGCGAAUCCUCCAGAAUGUGCCACAGCCGCUGACUGUACGAACCCAGAGACCAGCAGCAACAUGAGCAUGGCCGCGGGGGCUACUAGCCAGCAGGCCCACUACCCCUCCUCUCUCAAAGCUAACGUAGCUAGCAUGAUGCAGCCUAGCGGUGGACAAGGAGUUGGAGCCAUCGGCAGCAGGGGCUGGGGCUCCGGACCAGGCCCCAUCCCCAUGGGCCCCACUGAGGGAGCCAAACCCGACGGCCUUGGGCCCAACCUGGGCCGGAGUGGAGGAGCACCCAGCUGGAACUCCCAGCCCAGCUUUAGCCUGAACCUGAACCCCAACGCCAACCCCUCGGCCUGGCCCGUGCUGGGGCAAGAGGGGGCUGGAGGUGGCCCGAACCCCGCCUCACUACCACCCAAUGGUAUCCUGGGCAAUGGGAGCCUGGGAGGGGACGAGAACAACAGCAGCAGCACCUGGGGAGGCAUGAUGAGCCCUGAUGCCCCGUCCUCCAAUAAGAAUGUGUCUUUCAGCAGCAUGGAACACCCCAACCUUAACACUGACGGACAAAACAGCCACCACACUAAGCAGCCCCUCAGCCCCAUCCACGGGCUGCCCGGCUGGGGAGGCCAGUCCCCUACUGAGUCCUCCCAGCUCAACGGAGACGCAGGGAGCUCAGUCUGGGGCAACGAAGACACCAAGACAUCCGCUAACUCCUCCUCCAAGAACUCAGGCUGGGACUCGGCACCCUCCGGAGGCAUGUCCGGCUGGGGCCACUCUGGCAGCGGAGGAGGCGGGAGUGGCAGUGGAGAAGGAGGCUGGGGAGGAGACUGGGGGAAACCCUCCAGUGGUGGAGGCGAGGCCAAAGGAGGCUGGGAUUCCUCAGAUGGCCCAGCCCAGGACCAGCAGGUGAGCUCCUGGGGCCAGCCAACCCCGGCCCCGGCUAGUGAGGGUAGCGGGAGCGGUGGCAGCGAGGGGCACAUCCAUCGCAGGGAUCAGACUGGCAGCGAGGACGGAGGUCCCCCUCCCCUGCCUCGGCAGGACCUGGACCCCCGUGUGCUCUGCAACACAGGCUGGGGCCAGACGCCCGUCCGCCAGCACACCUCCUGGGAGAUGGAGGAGCAGCGUGCCGCCAACGAUAGGAAGACCAGCGAGAUGAGGGGAGGCGGUGGAGGGGACACAUGGAGGGGCUCCAACAGCCCCUCUUCUGGAUCCCCACCAGACCCCCGGAACGGGGGAGCCAACCCCAGCCUGGGACCAUCUCAGAGGCCAGGCUCAGGGGGCCCCGGAGGCAAGAGUGAGGGCCCUUCAGGCUGGGGAGGCCCUCCACCCUCAAGCUGGGGGGAGCAGCCUGUCAACAAGGCCCCCAACGGUUCCGUCAGUGGCUGGGGGGACCCCAUGGCCCAAGGCCCCAAUACCACAAACAAUGGCCCAAAGAGUGGAGGUCAAUCCUGGGGUGUCCCUGAGGAGAAGUCCUCCCCUACCUGGGACGACGGGCCAGCCAAGACCCAGCAGAACCAAACCCAGAGCUGGGGAGAGGGGCCCAAGUCCUCCUCCCACGGCUGGGUCUCCGGCCACGGAAGUGGCAGCAAUGGCUCCAAUGGAUCCAACGGCUCCAACGGCGGAGAGUGGAGAGAACCGGCCGAGGUGAAGAAGAAUGGGUCCUCCAGCCACAUGUGGGAAGGAGAAGGAGGAAAUGGACGAGGAGGAGGGUGGAAGGACAGCCCCAGAGGGGGUGGAGGAAAUGGGGGCGGCUGGGGGGCGAAGCCUGCCCCUGCUGUUGGUGGCUGGGGGGAGACCCAGAACCAGCAUCCCAGUGGCCCAGCACCGGGAUGGGGUUCCAAGCCCCAGGAAAGCCCCAGUGGCCCAGCACCAGGAUGGGGCUCCAAGCCCCAGGAAAGCCCCAGUGGCCCAGCACCAGGAUGGGGCUCCAAGCCCCAGGAAAGCCCCAGCGGCCCAGCACCAGGAUGGGGCUCCAAGCCCCAGGAAAGCCCCAGCGGCCCUGCACCAGGAUGGGGCUCCAAGCCCCAAGAAAGCCCCAGCGGCCCUGCACCAGGAUGGGGCUCCAAGCCCCAGGAAAGCCCCAGCGGCCCGGCACCAGGAUGGGGCUCCAAGCCCCAGGAAAGCCCCAACUGCAAUAGUGGAGGAGGUGGACCAGGAGGAGGCAGCAUGGGGUCCUGGGGCGGCCCUGCGUCUGUAAGGCAGAGUUCCAACCCCGGCUGGGGCCCGGGGAGCUCCGGAGCCAAACCCGACCCAGCGAUGGAGCCCACUGGCUGGGAGGAACCCUCUCCUCCCUCCAUCCGCCGCAAGAUGGAGAUCGAUGACGGCACGUCCACAUGGGGAGACCCCAGCGCCUACAACAAGACCGUGAAUAUGUGGGACCGCAACAACCCCACUGGAGGUAACGGUAACCAAGGGAACAACCCCACCCAGCCGCCGACCAGCAAGAGUAGCGGAGGCUUGACCGUCAACAACAGCCACAACAACCACUCCAACGUCCCCCCUAGCAACAACAAUCACCACCACAUGAACCACCACCACCUGCACCACGGACAGCCCCCGCCACACAGCCAGCACCACGGCAACAACAAUGGAUCCGCCAACACCGCCGCCCCGCACCAGGGCGGAGGACCCCAGGGCAGACCACCUAUGGCCAACCCAGGCUGGGGGGAGCUGCCCAGUGUCCAGCAGCCCAAGCCAGAGCCGGCGUGGGGGGAGCCCGCUGGCCCCUCUCCUGCAGUGGACAACGGCACCUCUGCCUGGGGCAAACCCCCUGGUGUUCCUGGAGGCUGGGGCGAUGGGGGGCACGAGCCCAAUGGACCCUACAGGAGGGGAAACAACGGACCCUCUGGACCUGCACCCUGCAAGCCAGCCCUCAAAUCUAUGCAAGACGGUUGGGGAGGCGGGAGGGAGGAGGAGAUGGGCAUGUCUUCUGGCCAAUGGGAUGCUGAUGCCGGAGACGUGUGGAACAGCCCCGCCUCCCAGGAGAACAACUCCUCCUGUAACUCGUGGGGCCAGCCACCCAAGAAGGGCCCGCCCAAGGGCAAGAUGGGCAACCAGCCAGACGAAGCCUGGAUCAUGAACCGUCUCAUCAAGCAGCUCACUGACAUGGGUUUCCCGAGGGAUCCUGCUGAGGAGGCUCUGAAGAGCAACAACAUGAACCUGGACCAGGCCAUGAGUGCUUUGUUGGAGAAGAAGACUGAACUGGACAAGCGGGGCAUGGGCAUGUCAGACUACAACAACGGGAUGAACAAGCCGUUGGGUUGCCGUCCUCAGGCCCUCUCCAAAGACCCCUCCUCGGACCGCAGCCAAUUCCUAGACAAGGACGGUGGUCUGUCAGAUGACGCCCCCCCCUCACCGUUUCUGCCUUCUCCCGUCAGCCUGAAGCUCCCCCUGGUUAACAACCUGCAGCCUGGGCUGGCCCUGGGCUCCCCGGGGCUCAACAUGCAGAACUUAAACAACAGACAGAUGCAGAGUGGGAUGUUGGGCAGCAGUGGAGCAGCACUAUCCCGGGCCAUGCAGCAGCCUCCUCCUCAGCCGUCAGUGCCGCCUCUCGGCUCCUCCCAGCCUAGUCUACGCGCUCAAGUGCCUCAGUUUCUCACCCCUCAGGUUCAAGCACAGCUCUUGCAGUUUGCUGCAAAAAACAUUGGUCUGAACCCUGCACUUUUAACCUCACCAAUAAACCCUCAACAAAUGACCCUGUUGUACCAACUUCAGCAACUGCAAAUGGCGUACCAGCGUUUACAAAUCCAGCAGCAGAUGAUGCAAGCUCAGCGCAACGUCUCCGGUCCCAUCAGACAACAAGAGCAGCAAGUUGCACGUACAAUCAAUAACAUGCAGCAGCAGAUCCAACAGCACCAGCGUCAGCUGUACCAGGCCCUGCUGAUGAAGCAGCAGCCCCCCGGCUCCCACUCCUCCUCAGGCCUGCACCCCGGCCAAGGCAAAUCAGCCCUGGACUCAUUCCCAGGCCACCCCCAGGCUCCGGGCCUCUCCGACCUGCACACCAAAGAGCCGCAUUCUUCUCCCAGCUCCUACAGCCCCUACCCCCUCUCUGGACUCAAUCCAAACAUGAAUGUAAACUGCAUGGAGGUGGGGGGCCUGUCCAUGAAGGAGCCUCCCCAGCCUCAGUCCCGUCUGUCCCAGUGGACCCACCCCAACUCCAUGGACAGCCUCUCUGGAAACUCCUCCCACAUGGAGGCCAACCUCAAUAAGCACGGUGCCAUUUCUGCUGCUUCUAAUCUGGGCCCCCCUGGAAAGCCCUCCCACAUGGAUGACUCCUACAGCCCCUACAGUAUGAUGGGUGGGUCUGAGUCCCCCACCUCCCCCCUGGUUCCCCCUGACAGCUGGGGCCAGGGACCGGGAAAGAGCCCCAAGGACCAGAUCACCAACGGAACAAAUAUAAACUGGCCCCCAGAGUUCUGUCCAGGCGUGCCCUGGAAGGGUCUGCAGAACAUUGACCCUGAGAACGACCCCAACAUGACCCCAGGAAGUGUUCCCAGCGGCCCCACCAUCAACACCAACAUCCAGGACGUCAACCGCUACCUACUCCGUGACCGCAGCGGAGGCUCCUCCCCUCCUUCACCGCCUCAGAACGGUGCUCUGCCCCCCUCCACGGACUGGCCAGUCAGUGGCUGCUUCACUAGCUCUUUCAGUCUGUCCUCCCCGGAUGAGGAGAGUGCAGGUAAACUAUCUGACAUGAAGUCCACCUGGUCCCCGGGGCCCAUCUCCCACCCCUCCCAGGCCUCUCUGUCCCACGAGCUGUGGAAGGUCCCCCAGGGGCCCCGCAACAACACAGCCCCCUCCAGGCCACCUCCAGGCCUCACCAACCCCGCCAAGCCCUCCUCCACCUGGGGAGGAAACUCCCUGGGCCUGGCCCAAGGCUGGAGCAGCUCAUACACCUCAGAGGGCACAACCUGGAGCACAGACAGCUCCAACAGGACCAGUAGCUGGCUGGUACUGAGGAACCUCACCCCCCAGAUAGACGGCUCCACCCUGAGGACGCUGUGCAUGCAGCACGGCCCCCUCAUCACAUUCCACCUCUUCCUGACCCAGGGAAACGCAGUGGUGCGAUACAGCUCCAAGGAGGAGGCUGCCAAGGCCCAGAAGUCCCUGCACAUGUGUGUGCUGGGGAACACCACCAUCCUGGCAGAGUUUGCCGGGGAGGAGGAGGUGAACCGCUACUUUGCACAAGGCCAGCAGCAGCAGCUUCCGCCCACCACCAGCUGGCAGCCUAACCCCGGCACCAAUCAGACGCGCAUGGGCGGAGGCUCGCAGCAGCACGCCAUUGGCCAUCACUGGAGUGGCGGCCUUGGGGGAGGAGCCAAGACCGGCGGAGACCUGCUGUGGGGGGGCGUACCCCAGUACUCCAGCCUGUGGGGACCCCCUAGUGGCGAUGAUAGUCGCGGCGUUAUCGGGAGCCCCAACCCCAUUAACACGCUGUUGCCAGGCGACCUGCUGAGUGGAGAGUCCAUGUAGGACAACACACUAACAAACCAACCAUGAGGAUGGAUGUUUCAACGCUGGAACAGACAGUGGAAAAAUAAUAAUAAAUACACAAAAAAAUUACAAUGAACAGGAACAAAAACCAAGCAAAUCAUGUGGCGAUAAUCAGUAUCAACGGAACUGUGAAUCGUGUACCGGAAGGCUGGGGGCGACGACACAAGACUGCUGACCCCUACGCCCUUCGGUUUUUACGUUUUUUUCCCCCCUCCUUUUUAGUUGACUUUUUCAAAGGGGAUUUUGUUUUUAGUAUUUGAUAAAUGUUGGAAGCAAACAAAAAUGAAAUGCCGAAAAGACUCAAUGAAGAGAGAACCAUUAAGUGUUUUUAAGUUUUCCAUGCAUAUCGCACAUUCUGUGUGUAGUGUUUUUUAGGAGAAGCAAUCGUAGAAGCUGCCAUUUUGAAUCUUUCCUUUGCCCACGAAACUACAAAUUGAUUAAAAAAAGGCCAUUCCCAGCAUGCUCGUGGUUUAAAGACCUUUUACUUAUGUUGUUGUUUUGUUUCCAAGCACUAAUAUUAGCCUUAAGCGCUCUACUGCGGCCCAGGUCCUCCUUCAAUCUCAAGCCUUUUUCAUUGUUUUGAAACUGAAGAAAUAUUGUGAUUUUGAAAGCUUGCUCAGUUCCCAUCUCUGAGCCAGUGAAUGGAACAGAACAAGUGUGAUCAACCAAGGUCGUAUUCACUAGGAACGAAACGGAAGCAAGCGGACUGAAACUGAGGGACUACCUGAACUUUGUCCAAUAAGAAAUGCUUGUUUUCGCAUGCUGUUGCAAAACGUUUUGCCACGUGUGCACCUCAUGAAUAUGACCCCCAAGUCACUCGGCAGUAUGAGGCCUGUCAACACUGACCCAACCAAUCAUCAGUUAAAACCUUUUUCCGUUUUUUUGGUCGUUCAUUUGUUCUUAAAGGGAUUUACACUGCUCUUUUUGUUCUUUUUGUAUAUCGGGCGCAUUUUUAUAUCUAUCGCAACAUAAGCUGAGAGAUUAUUACACAUCGACAGACCUAGCUGCAUCUGUUUUAUGUGUGUUCUUGAGUAUAUGUCUGAUGGAACCUAAUCAUUCACGUCUGGGAGUUCAGAUUACCACUGCUCAGAAGAACUACGACUUCAGCUAUACUCACCUAACGAGACUUACAGGUGCUUCUUGUCAAUUGUUAACAUUAUUAGUCGGUUUCGUUGUUGACCCUCUCGUCCCCAUUAUGGUCCACCAGUUUCUGGAAAUGACGACAAAAAAAAGAAACCGCUUCAACUUGAUGUGAAAGUUACAUUGUGCAAUAUAUACGCCACAGACCUUCUUCUUCCGUCCGCUCAAGUCGAAACAGGAACUGGUUUCUUUACAGUUUUCGUUUUUGAUUUUUGUUGUCGUUGAUCAAAGCAAAGAACUUAAGAACUACAGAAACUUUACCUUUUCUAAUUUUUGAUUCCCACCAGGCCUCCCCCUUGACAACACCCCCCCCCCCCAUGAAAAACCGUUGCGUUAACUCUUGCCGGAGAGGAGGAGCGAGGAUGGUGUUACUAUUAUAACUGUGUGUUCAGAAACUGUCUCUGCAGCCCUGAAACUCCUCAUACGUACACAUUGAACUGGGGUACAUGAGAAAGCACCAUCAGAAAGCCCUUCCUCUCCACGUUGCCACAGCCACACUGAACAGACUGAAUCCAGGUGGGGGAGUCACUGGAGGGUCACUGGAGAUCUGGCACAAUACCAAAUAAGAGGGGUUUAUCCUAAUGCAGUAGAUCUACUACGAGUGUUCCUUGUAUUUGGUACUGUGCAAAAAAUGUAAAAGAUAGACUAAGUAACCUUUUGUCUAUUUCAAAGGGUUUUAUCAUAGCACUUAUGAAGAGAGCUAAACGCUUCAACUUGCAAACCAAUAAAUCAGAAAAAUGGAGCAGCAACUUUGAAAACUGAAAAAAAAAGACAAAAAAAAUAACUCUAGCUCUUUUUGUACUGUAUCUAUACUUGGAAAUAACUUCUGGUAUUUGUUUGUUCCUCUUUGGUCCAAGGACUUGUAUGAACUUUAAAAUGGUAGCAGGAUGAAGAAAAGAAAAAAAAGGAAGUCUACUUUUAUCUGACAAAAGUCUGCAGUGUUUGAUUUUUUUCUAAAGACAUUUUCUUUUAACUAUAUCAAAGUGAAUAUCACUGUUACUCCAAAAUGUUUAGCCUUUUUCUUGUCUGGAGACACUAGACAUGCAAUGUUACCUGUCUCCGGCCAACGGUCAGUCGGAGUGGGGAGGGGGACAGUCACGGUCCACUGAGUGCCUCUCUGCUGUGGUUCCCAUGGCGAUGGUCGCUAGGCAAGGCUACCCCCACAGCAGUAUUUCCUCCUGGGCUGGCACCAAGCUCUCCCAUUGGACACCCUCAGCCCGGCAGGAAACCACGCUCCCUCCAAGACUGGCCAAUCAGCACGGAGCUAGCCAGCUAACGACCGCGCCAGCAGCACUCGACCUCGUCUCAACCAACCCUCUCCAUUUCCCCUAAUCUUCUUUCACACAAAGAUCACUUUAGCUGGAAGUCAAGAGACAGUCAAAUUUCUGGAAUUUUGCCAGUGUUUGAUGAAUUUUAUUUAGUUUUCGUUUGACGUUAUGUAUUUUUUGAUUUGUUAUUUUUGUCUACAUGCAGUGGUCUUUUCAAGAUGGCUGCUUGAAACGAGCCCUUUUCACUGUUCAUAUGCAGAAACACUUUGGUCAGAGGUGCCUCUGUAUGUUCAUCCUGUGUAUUGAAUGCAAACGAGGAUCAAUACUACAGCCCGUCAUUGAUUGUCUAUUAUUAGUUAGUAUCUUAACUGAUUGAUUGAUCAUUGCUUUGUUUUGGACAGUAUUCUGUAGUACUGUAGUGUAAGUUAGACCAAUAGGGUGUCUCAGAUGGGUGAGUGUGUCCUGCCUGACCCUAGCUGCUCCACCUGGGUUCCACCAGGGCUGUCCCCUCUCGCCCGCUCACACAGCUGCUACUCAACACCCUCCAGUCCCCACCAAAGCAAACAACCUAGGCCAUGACCUUCCCCCUGACCAGACAUAAACAGCGACUCAGUUCUGUUUCUAUGCAAAAGACUAGAGGCUGCGGGCCCUUUACAGCCAACGUGCCAAUCCUUCCUUAAGGGUUGAGCACCGACUCACAGAGCUAGACCCAUUAACCUCCUGCUGUAUGUACCCUUCAGCACUUAGAAUAUGUCCGCUCCUGGUCCUUAUAGCUGGGUUUGAACCACAACACUGUCGUAUUCCAAACUUCCACCCUCCCUCUAUGGGGAGUUAGUACCACUGAAGUGGAGGUAUAGUAGGCCUCUCUUUACUGUGCUGAAGAAGACUGAUCUCCUGUCAGCUUGAUCUCAGGGUAGGAGAUGAUGUUAAAAGAUGCAGCUCUCUCUGUAUGCAUGUCCUUUUGCUGUAGUGUAAGAGCCAAGUUCUACACUAACUAAUGGCAAGCUGUGCAGCAGUACUAUAUACUUGUUUUGGUUGGAGAAUGGGAUAGUAAUGGUUUCCCUUCCCAACUAUAGGCCUACUGUAAUGUUACAAUGUAGAGGCCCAUUCUACAUGUAAGAUGCCAAUGUUAUCCUAUGUGCCAAUACAAUAAAAUAUAUAGAUCUCAAACUAGCCCAUGUUAUACGAUCUGGAGAAAGAUCUCUUCUCUUCCCAGGAUGGAGGAUCUUUGAUAACCUUUGUGAUGGAGGCAGGGGGGCAGGAGGGAUCAAACAGAUGGGUGGGGGCAACACACCUCAUCCUGAACCACUGAGAUAAUAUGGCCGGGUCUCUCAUGGCACCCUGUUCACUAUGUAGUGCAUUAUAUAGGGACAUAGGGUGCCAUUUGUGGGGAAUGCCCUGUUGUUGAUAAAAUCUUUGGCGGAUCCAAGUAUCCUAUGGUGCACCGUCAGUUUGAUGUUGGGUAAUCCUGGGUACAUAUUUUUUUAAACCAAAAAUGAAUUUCUUGCAUUUUAAUGUCAUUUUAAUAUGAAGUUUGACACAAAAUCAAGAAGAAAAAAUUAUAAAAAAACAACAAAAAACGGACUAAAAUAAAAUAUCUAUAAUAUGUUAAAACUAAAGCUCUGCACUUCUAGCUGAAAUGUCUCCAGUCCAGCAACCUCUAACUUCUACCAUCCAGGGAGUCAGAAUGCAGGCUGGGGAGCCUUUUUGUGGAUGCUGUAUUUAUCCUAUUUGUUAGUUUCCUCUCAAAGCGGACCCACAACUGUAUAUUUCCACAGACCCAGAAGGCUUCGGGCCCACUGUAUCAGCCCAGGUCGCUCACCUCACUGUUUCUGCGGUAGGCAACGAGAGUGGACGCAUUUCAAAAGGUACAAAGUCUUAACAACAAAAAAAUAACAAAAAAAAUAAAUGGGAUAAGGCUACCUUUUUUGGGACUGUUCGGCGUCCUGCAGCACACUAGCAAAAAUCACUAUUGCCUGUUUCUGUAACUGCCUUGAUCCAAGCUCAGAGACCAAUUAGCCGGGUGGGGGCCACCAAACGUCCGCUCGGUGUGUGUGCACCAGCACUGAGGGGCAGGCCGUGCUCUCUCUCUACUGCUUAACUAUAGAUAUAUAUGGAUAUGUACGCUCUGUGUGGUAGGUAGCACAUCAACAGACACCUUGGAUCUCAAUCUCUGAAACCUUUUAUUCCUCUUAAAAGGUCUGGGUUCAAUACAAACUGAAGAUGAGCAAUAUGUAUUCCCCCCGCAAAUAAGUGAUACGAAGGAAAUGGAAUGGGUUUAGUGGUUAAACUGGUACUUGAUGGAUCAUGAGUAAUGUCUUUCCUACUUGGAGUUGGAUAUGCACGUUCUGGAUUUAUGAACAUAUUACAGUAAGUACCUUGAACUACUUGUACUGUAUGUGAAAUUGUCUAAACAACCCAACCUGAAAUCACCUGUUUUUUAAAUGCAUACUUUCCCAGUAGAGAAAAAUAUCAUUAAACAUAUCAACACAAAAAUAUAAACACAAAUACUUGAAUCAAGGAGCGCCAAUAACGUAAUGUGAAGUCUCUUUUGUAAAAAAAUAAAUAAAUAAAAAAAUAAAAUAAAACAAUUUGACUAGUACACUUCCAAGCUUGAGGUCAUCAAUUAAAAAAGAUUGGAGAAAAAAGUGCAAAAAUCAUUUGGUUGUGUGCUUGAAAGUCAAAUGUAUGUGUGCAAACAACUGUGUGCUUGGCAGGCUUAGGACUGCUGUCAUGUUCCAUUCAGUAUGUUGUGUAUUGACAUUGUUGUCUGUUCUUUUAUUCAGUUUAUUUUUUGCUUGUCAAAACUAUAUUCUGAUAGACAUUUAUCUUCUAACGUUGCACUGAGUGUCUUCUACCCCUCACUCAGCUAAUCGUAGACAAACGAGGGGAGAGGGUGACAAUUCAUGUGUAAAUGUUUACUCAAGGACUUAAUGGAAAAAAAGUUUUUGUUUUAUCUGUAAAAUGUUUAUCUACCUUAGUGGCUUUUAUUGUGGAAUAAUCCAAAACAAGGAUUAUCAUUGAGUAUUGCACCAUUUUGUUCUGAUUACAUACAAAUGUAAUGAAAAAAAUACAAAAAAAAUGAUCUAAGAAUUGUGGCCAUAGAUGGUAGGACUAGUAAUCUCUUAACUUCAUGGAGAAAUGGAAAGGGAUAAUGUGGGGAGAUGAGUUUGUUACAGGACUCAUUGCAGAGGUGCCUAUCUUGUUUUCUUUAUGCAUAGCCACCCGUCGUUUACAAACAUUUCAUUUGUCUGAAGUUGAGGAAAAAGGAAUUUUGAAAUGUUGAAAAAGACAAAUUCCAUCUUCCAUCAAAAAAAUAUGAACAUAAAACAAACUUUGCAAAAUGAAGAUUUAUGCUACUUUCAGAACUCUGGGAUUGAUCAGUGUUGUCGUGUUUUUAAUUUCUCUUUUUUUUAUGUCGACAGACUGUAUGUAUUGAAUUAUUUGAAUUUUGUCUUUGUAAAAAGACAACGCAAUUUGCUCACUAUCUUGCACACUCGUAAAGAUGUGGAUCUUGUCUCGGGAAGGCCAGGAUUUCCAGAGUUCAAACUCCACCAUUUGUAUUUAAAUUUGAGUUUUAAAUUACAAUAACUUUGAGAAAUGUAACUCCAGGCACUGAAAGUUAGGGAUUUAAAUAGAAUAUGAUAUACCAUUGCUUCUAAAAAUCCAUAGCGGUUACAUAAUUUACCAAAUAAAUGACUGAAAAUGAACUUUGAGAGAGAAAGUAGAGUGCUUUACAUGUAAAAUUGCUUUACAUUUAAACAAAAUUGAUCAAUGGUUUUAAUUGUCAAAUGGCAGUGAUUAGUUUUACUUAUGCAUUUUCUUUGAGGUUCCAUCCUGUAACUUUCAGGAGUUUUGUGCAUUACUGUCUCUGUUCCUGUGGCAGAUAUUCAAUGAGUUAAGAGAUUCUGUCUAAUAGAUGGUUUUCAGGAGACAGAUUUGAAGUGUGUGUGGGGGAGGGGGGGUAGCUGGUUUUUAAAGGAUCAUGAUCUAUGCACAAGUGGGAGGGAGAGUCCAGGCCUGCUUUUCUCUUGGGGCCCGGAACUCGUACUCUGGGGUUCAGGGUUUGAUGUAGGGGUGUGUCUUUGUGCUACAAAUUUGCUAUGUUUGAUUUUCUUCCCCCUCAUCAGAUUUAUGGCAAAACUUUGUAUUGCUUCGCCAUGCUGUGUAAUCCUUAAGCAAUGAGCGCUUAUCCUUCUGCUAAAGCACUGUGGGUUAUACUGAGAAAAAGCCCAUGACUUUUAAGGCUGUCUGGUUUUUGUAAGGGGGGAGGAGGUGGUACUCUGCCUUUUUAUUUAAAAAAGAAACAUUAAGGAGAAAUGUCUGUACUGAGAAAGUUGUGGCUUUUAAUGUUUUGUUUUUUUUCUCCUCAGAAUGUUAAUGACAUGCACCGGAAAAAACAUGUCUCCAUGAGUUAUGGAGUUUCUUUCGGACUAUAUUAAUAAAUUGACAUUUUUCUUGGCUGUUAAAAA
This is a messenger RNA of Oncorhynchus masou masou (cherry salmon), 13776 nucleotides long. Its product is annotated as trinucleotide repeat-containing gene 6C protein-like. Gene Ontology annotation, cellular component: P-body; nucleoplasm. The record is from RefSeq and is a predicted model, not a curated record. Gene Ontology annotation, molecular function: protein binding; RNA binding. Bases 804 to 6875 code for a protein of 2023 amino acids. Lineage: Eukaryota; Metazoa; Chordata; Actinopteri; Salmoniformes; Salmonidae. Gene Ontology annotation, biological process: miRNA-mediated post-transcriptional gene silencing; positive regulation of nuclear-transcribed mRNA poly(A) tail shortening. The transcript is spliced from 21 exons.